UGGCCAAUUUCCUAUUGGCACCCACUUCCAGAGAACACAGUGAGCUCCACUGAUGAUGGGUCAGGACCCAAGUUUGGCACACACAUCCAACAUGGCCAACUCUGAAUACUGCCAGGGUGUGCGUAAUUCCAUUUUGGGGUUUGACGAAAUUCAGUGAUCCGGCAGCCAAAUUUCCCCGAAUCCCAAAAUGCACAAUAAUAGAAUUAUUGACUUGGGAGGGGGCAGUCCAAGCCCCGGCUGGAACGGACCGUGUGACAUCAGAUCCUUCGGCAACAUUUAAAUUAAUCAGCUGCUCUGUGAUUGACAACAGCAGCCGUGUGUUUUUUCUCUGCUAGCCUUGCCAGAGCCAAGAAGAAAGUGAAUCAUGUGUCUUUUCGGAAAGCUGCUCUAUAUAUACUAGGGUGAGUUGAUCCAUUUUUCUGGACCUAACUUGGUACACAGAACCCCCAUGACCAACAUAAAAUACUGGAAAGGUAUUUGUCACACAUAUCCUAAACUUAAGUAACGCUACCAUCUAAAGUGAAUAAAAAGAUUCCUCCUCUACCCCACAUCUUCACAAUUGGUGGCAAGCGGCGGGAUUCGUGUAACACCACUAAUUCAGUACCUAAGAUCACUUAAAAAGAAAAGUUGUGAGGUAAAAGUUGUAGAAAAUGGCCACCAAAAGACAGGAAAAGACCACCAUGUCAGAGAUGGUGAUGAAAUAUCAACUAGAGUUGAAGAAAUUAGAAAUGGAAGAAAGAGAGAAGGAGAAAGACAGACAGGCAAAGGAAAGAAAGAAGGAGAAAGACAGGCAGAGUUGAGAAAGAUGGAGAUAGAAUGGGAAAGACAGAAGCUGACACUUUCCCAGCCUUCUCUGGUAACACAACCAGGAACUCCUAGUGAUUUAGCCUUAAAGAGGUUUUCUAAAUAUACUAAGGAGGAUGUGGAGAUACAGCGGAUUGAGCUUGCACCACUUUUGAAGAUGCCAUUGUGUCCAGGAGAUUCUAUGUGCCUGAUUGAUUAUAAGUGGUUUAUGAAGUGGAAGAGAUAUGUGGGUUUUGAAAGUUGGGACCUGUAUUAUGCAGGAAAGCCUGAUCACUACCCAGGACCCAUUGACAACUCAAAACUUUUUGAAGAUUCAGAAACUCAGACUUUAAAAAAGUAUCGCAUGAAUAGAGUGGAUUAUGAGGUGAUUCCUAUUGCAGCCUGGAAUAAGUUAGUCAGUUGGUAUGGUUGUAUAGAGGGACAGAGACCAAUUGAGAGAAAGGUUGUGGAGCAUGGCAAAUAUUUCAAGCACUGUGAAGUGGAAGUUUAUCCUUCAGAGUUGAAACUAUGUCAGAAUGACGACUCCACGGAUCUUGUAAGCUCUCAAUUUAAACAAGCAGAAGAUUCUGCUGAAGAUGGAGAAAUCAUAGACCCCCAAGAGAAGUUAUCUGGGUCACAGCUUGAAAUUCAUUGCGUGGCUGAGGUAAAUGAGUCACCAGUGGCUAAAAUCCCUGUUCAGCGCUGUAAUGACGCAGGAGUAGGACAAGCUGAGGUGAUGGAGAAUUUAGAAGUGCCAGUCACUGAUGAGAAUGAUUUACUUGAGCAUUUUCCCCCUCCUUCCCCCCCCCCCAUCAUUUUGAAAUGUAUUUGUCGUGCAAUGCUUUUGACACAAAAUAAAUAAAUAACUUGAGCAUUGUGGAGAAAUGACCAUUGUUAUAAAGAAGAGUAAUGGUUUAAAAAGUGACUGUGCCAUAACAAAAGAUUUGCCAGAGAAAGAUGGUGACAUGAAGUUGCUUGGUGCUAACAGAAAAAACAAUGCGGUUCCCAGUGAAGAUGGGAAGGAGGAAGAUGAAGUUCUGAGGGAAUUUUGGGAAAUGACUGAUUCUAUUUACUCAGUGAUUACCUCUUUGGUCACUGCAUGUACAGAGCAUGGUCAGUAGUUGUGGCCAAGAAAAAAUUUACCUCAGGAAACCACCAAAUUUGAUCCAGUUGAAUUACUGUGUGCGGGAGAGCCCAAGAGACCAAAGAACACCUUUAUGAAAGGAAAAAAGAAGAUGGCCAGGAACACCGCCAAAGAACAUCUAGCGAAAGCCCCAGCAAAGGAGAUAAACAAAGAACCAGCUAAGAUUAAAGAGAUUCCCCUGAGGAAAUUCACCAAUUGGACUGGACUGGACCAUGGAAAAUCGUUAAAAGACACAGCAACAUGAACUAUGUUUCCCAAGACUUCUUAAAUGACUCUUGGAAGUUUUGCAAAAGACAUUUUGGGACAGAGGGAGUUGCUGGGAAGGAUGAGUGUAAUUGUCACUGGCAACAUGUUAACAUCUGGAAUGUGCGCAGUGUGAAACAUCUAUAUGCUGUGCUAGGUGGCAUGAAGAGGAUCCCUGUGAUUUGGUUGAUUGGUCUAGUGUAUGAAUAAAAAUUAAACUGUUAGAAAUAUGAUUUAUGGAAAAUGUAUUUUAAAAUGUCUUUUGAUUUGAGGUUGUGAAUCUUAACAGUAGAAAAGAUGGUAAGACUGGACAUGUGUAUAGAAAUGUUUAUGCAUAUUACUUACAUAACUGUAUGGUAAGAUAUGAAUAUGUUAUGUGUAUAUGCAACAUUGAAGGUUUUUAUUUAUGAUUUAUGUGUUGCAUGAUAAUAUGUUAAGAUUAUAUGUUAAAUGUAUGUUACCAUGUAUUGUUGUAUAUGUUUAGAUACAAUCCAUAUUAUUUGUGACUAUUCUAGGUUAUAGAAAAGUCAAAAAUAAUCUUUAUGGGUUGGGAGGUGUAAAGAAGUGUGUGUUUUGUUUUGAUUUAUGGAUGACAUGUUUGUUUGAUUU
Molecule: messenger RNA, 2779 nt
Organism: Anolis carolinensis (green anole)
Lineage: Eukaryota; Metazoa; Chordata; Lepidosauria; Squamata; Anolidae
Product: ubiquitin carboxyl-terminal hydrolase 4-like
Exons: 1
Coding region: 806-1645 (279 amino acids)
Molecular function (GO): cysteine-type deubiquitinase activity
Source: RefSeq, a predicted model, not a curated record